CCAUGACUACUCCGUGCGUGCGUGCGGAUUGACUCGCGCGCACACACAAACGCCACUCCACUCCACCCCCUUCCGUCCGCGUCAGUCCCCCUCGUGCACGGCAGCAGCACCCAGCGGCAUUCAGCGCCGCUCUCGCUCUGCUUUCUUCUCCCUCCUGUCCUGCUCCCCCCUCACCGGUCACCACCUCCGGCCCGUCCUCGAGCUAGCCCGCCAGGCGCGACACCUACGCCGGCCGCUGGGUGGGUGUACGAGAUCUGGUGACCUAGCUGAGCGGAGACGCUCGGCCACCCAUGGGCUGGGCGAGCCGGCGCGGCCUCGCCGCGGCGCUCCUCCUGCACCUCCUCUUCCUCGCCGCUGCCCUCGGUGGGUGCGCCGCGACGAGCCGGUGGAGCGGCGGCGGCGGCGGUAAAGCAGCCCUUGAGCAGUACUCGUGGGUGGAGCCUGCGGAGGAGGCGCGGCGGAGGGAGCUGGUGGGCCCGGGCUCGUCGCCGCCGACGUGCCGGAGCCGGUGCGGGCGGUGCCACCCGUGCCGGCCGGUGCACGUGGCCAUCCAGCCCGGCGUCAGCUUCCCGCUCGAGUACUACCCGGAGGCCUGGCGCUGCAAGUGCGGCGACAGGCUCUUCAUGCCAUGAGCCCAUGACCGUCCGCCCACAGCUCCGUCUGCACAUAUAUGUAUGCCCUUGAUGCUGCUCCCGACUCGGUCCGCCAUUACGGCUGCUUCAGCUCACUCGCGGGAGCUAGCUCUUCAAGGCUACGGCGGCGCGCACAAGGCCAGGAGGUCGAGCACACGCACGGCAACCAGAGGGAUCUAGCUAGAGAAGAAGAAGAGGGAGCAGAGCGCAGAGAGAUCCAUGGAAUCAUGGGAAGAAACCAAACAUGGAGGCUUCCUCCUCGAUGUAUGUAAUAACAUUGUUCAGUUCUUGGAGAUUUUAACCAGUGUGAUGUUGUAAUUAGCUAGCCGGUCGUGUCUUGUCGGGUCCGAAGAGGUGGAGAGAUGGAUCGAGAUUGUUCGUUCACGCGCUCUCUCUCUCUCUGGUUCUUCUCCUUCUCGAGUCGCCAAGGCCAAGCCAACUUCCGGUUUUGAGGAGUGAUUUUCCAAUUAAUUUUCGUCAA
This is a messenger RNA of Triticum aestivum (bread wheat), 1113 nucleotides long. Its product is annotated as EPIDERMAL PATTERNING FACTOR-like protein 4. NCBI's taxonomy places the organism in Eukaryota, Viridiplantae, Streptophyta, Magnoliopsida, Poales, Poaceae. Gene Ontology annotation, biological process: stomatal complex development; guard cell differentiation. The record is from RefSeq and is a predicted model, not a curated record. The transcript is spliced from 2 exons. The coding region runs from base 291 to 632 and encodes 113 amino acids.